AUGUCGCCCAUUGCAGAACCGGAUUUGGCCCAAGCCGUGCCAUUGCCACAGCCAGGCAAGGCCCAAUCUCCACCAACCCAUCCUGGCCUGAUACACGUGUAUCGCAGCGAUAAGGCCUUUUGCUCAGGGGCUAUCUCUCUCGUUUCGCUCCCUCCCGGCUCCCUGUUCGCACGCAUCGAGAGCGAUGUCAUCACAACUGUCCCUGCACGGCGUUACACGACCGUCCAACGUGAUCGCACUACACACAUUGAGCUUAAUUCCGACCUUGUGUACUGCAAUCACUCCUGUAACCCCACCGUUGUGUUUGACAUGGGCAAAAUGGAGGUGCGUGUGGUGGACGACAAACCGUUGAAGAGCGGUGAUCCGGUGACAUUUUUCUAUCCCUCGACAGAAUGGGAAAUGGACCAACCGUUUGACUGUACUUGUGGCAGCCCAAAAUGUCAGAAGAAAAUCGCGGGAGCAAAACACAUGGAGAGGAGCGUCUUGGACGAAUACUGGUUAAAUGAGCAUGUGGUGGAUCUGUUGAAGCAGGAUGGCCGAUGA
Messenger RNA from Talaromyces rugulosus, 543 nucleotides. RefSeq lists its product as uncharacterized. The transcript has a single exon. NCBI's taxonomy places the organism in Eukaryota, Fungi, Ascomycota, Eurotiomycetes, Eurotiales, Trichocomaceae. The record is from RefSeq and is a predicted model, not a curated record. The coding region runs from base 1 to 543 and encodes 180 amino acids.